Cavenderia fasciculata is the source of this 459-nucleotide messenger RNA. RefSeq lists its product as uncharacterized. The record is from RefSeq and is a predicted model, not a curated record. Gene Ontology annotation, cellular component: cytoplasm. The transcript has 2 exons. Lineage: Eukaryota; Evosea; Eumycetozoa; Acytosteliales; Cavenderiaceae. Bases 1 to 459 code for a protein of 152 amino acids.
AUGAUUAAAUCUUUGAUACUCAACAAUUCUACUACUACGAAUACUACAACUGCUACAACUAGAUAUAUUGGAUUAUCUUGGAGGAGAUACAUGUCAUCAAUGACAAAGAAGAAACAAUCAUCACCAACAACAAUCGUGCAAGCAAAUAGUGUUGAUGAGACGACGAUUGUUAGAUUAAAUGUCAAUGUUCAUCCAAAUGCAAAGCAAUCUACUAUUGUACAAUUCACCGAUGAUGGAUGUUUAGACUUGAGAAUAUCACAACCACCAAUCGAUGGUAAAGCAAAUGAUGAAGUCAUUGAUUUCUUGUCUGAUGAAUUAAAAUUAAAGAAAAGAUUCAUCACAGUCGAUAAAGGUCUAAAGAGUAGAAACAAAGUGAUCGCUAUUGAUUUAUCUGAAUCUUCAUUGACAAAAGAUACACUCUAUACAACAUUAAAAGAAAAGGUUGUCACUGAUGAAUGA